This is a messenger RNA of Hippocampus zosterae (dwarf seahorse), 3859 nucleotides long. It is a transcript of the gene ehmt2, whose product is annotated as euchromatic histone-lysine N-methyltransferase 2. Lineage: Eukaryota; Metazoa; Chordata; Actinopteri; Syngnathiformes; Syngnathidae. Gene Ontology annotation, cellular component: nucleus. Bases 59 to 3427 code for a protein of 1122 amino acids. The record is from RefSeq and is a predicted model, not a curated record. The transcript has 26 exons. Gene Ontology annotation, molecular function: histone methyltransferase activity; p53 binding; zinc ion binding.
CCUUGGCACGUGACGUAAACACGUUCAUUUCCCCUUACGUUGACGCUCAUUGGGAAACAUGUCGGCUUCCGAGCCUUCGACAAAGGAGUCUCUAGAAGGAAAUGUCACAGAGUCUAUAGCUGGCCCAAGUCAAGUCAAGCAAGAUAAUGCUGAUGUCACCUUGCAUGCUGUUGCCACAAAAACAGAACCGGCCGGUGGUGUAACACAAGUGUUGAGUUCUCAGCAGCCUGAAAAGGAUGCACCCAAAGAUGGAGAGGAUGGCGCGUCCUCCCCUGUUCAUAAACCACCUCCAGGGUAUGCCGCCAAAUCCAUACAUUUGACUACCUCCUCCUUGUUGUCCUCCUCUGCUUCUACGUGUGUGGCACUGUCACCAGGCCGCGCAAAGAUGAGUGUUUCUGGGCCUAUUAGUAGUAAACCUGUACUGCCAUCUGCACUUCCAUCGUGCUCCUCUCCCUCUACCUUAUCGGAACCACCAAAAAUCCAUCGGGCACGUAAAACAAUGACCCGGCUACCACCAAUACAGAGGAGCCAAAUAGACACAACACCUGCACCUGUGACGCCGUCAGGGUCGUUGUCCGACACUGAAACUGUUGCGAAAAAAAGAAAACUUGGCGUUUUAUCUGCCAGCUCUCCUGACGAAACCGAGAACAUUUCUGACAAUACACAAAAACCGGAAUUGGAUUCAGAAUCACCGAGAGACACGCUGAUUCAGAGCAAGUCUCGAGAGUUUCCAUGGAAACAGGCAGAUCAGGCGACAGACAGAAUCAACUCUGAUGUGCUGGAGACAGAAGGAGCUGGAAGGUCCGCCGAGUACACCGAGGUUCCCUUGGAUGCACUGGACAUUGCUGCUGCCGACAGCCUGACACUCUCACCUCAUCAUGAGGGAAGCGACGGAGGCGACACGGAGCGGCUAGAGGAGCUUCCCCUUUGCAGCUGCAGGAUGGAAGCGCCUCGCUUCGACAGCACCAGCCACCGCGUCAGCAGACAGUGUAUGGCCACUGAGAGCAGCGAUGGAGAGCUGAGGCCCUGCACCAAUGUGACGGUCAAAGGAGAGACCAUGCGACCAUCUAGCCGGGUGCCCCUUAUGGUCCUUUGUGAGACCCAUCGCUCACACAUGGUGAAACACCACUGCUGUCCCGGUUGUGGAUUUUUUUGUGUAGCAGGAACAUUCCUUGAGUGCUGCCCGGACCAGCGCAUCGCCCACCGUUUCCACCGUGGGUGUGUCACGGUACUCGGGGGUGGGCGGAGCAGAACAAAUGGCGGAAUGCUUUUCUGUCCCCACUGUGGUGAGGAUGCCACUGAGGCUCAAGAGGUCACCAUGCCUUCCUUGAGCGCGGCGACAGCUUCCUCCACCAUGGUGGUCACCAUGUCGGCGUCCUCCACCACCACGCCGUCUUUGCCGCCAUCCGUCCCUUCGGCGCCAUCUCUCACAGCCUCCACAGGAGGGAUGAAAGAUGGGAAGAUGCCUGAAAGGCCUGUCAGUGCACGGAUGCGCAGCCAUGGAAUGACGCCUCUAACAGUGGAGCAACAGCAGCCGCCGGCGCCGCCUCCGCCUGUGCCCUCAACCGCAUCCGCCGCCACCGUGCCGCCUCCUGAGGAGGGAGUGGACAGCGUGGGGCCGUCUGUGUGUAUGCCAAAUGGGAAGCCAGUCACCCCCAGUGCUCUUCCACCAGGACCCAGCAGGGCGGCGCUCCAAAAGGCGAUUCUCACACAGGAUACCGAAAGGAGAAAGAAACUGAGGUUCCACCCACGACAACUUUACCCUGCUGUCAAACAAGGCGAAGUCCAGAGAGUUUUACUCAUGCUGAUGGAGGGCAUCGAUCCUACAUACCAGCCUGACUCUCAGAAUCGACGCUCUGCUCUGCAUGCGGCCGCUCAGAGAGGCCUUUUGGAAGUCUGCUACAUACUUCUGCAAGGGGGUGCUCAAAUUGAUGCUCAGGACAAGGACCUGAGAACGCCUCUUCUUGAAGCCAUCGUCAACAAUCAUGUAGAGGUGGCUAGAUACCUGAUCCAGAAUGGGGCUUGCGUCUAUCAUGUUGAGGAGGAUGGAUAUACUGGCCUCCACCAUGCAGCCAAACAGGGCAACCUUGAAAUUGUCAACACACUAUUGGAGACGGGACAGGUGGAUGUAAAUGCACAGGAUAGCGGUGGUUGGACGCCAAUCAUCUGGGCGGCAGAACACAAACACGUGCAGGUGAUCAAAGUGCUGCUGAACCGAGGCGCUGACGUUACCAUCAAUGACAAGGAGUUGAAUGUAUGUCUACACUGGGCAGCUUAUGCAGGAAAUGUGGACAUUGCGGAGAUGGUGUUGAACGCCGGUUGUUCCCUUGCCUCAGUAAAUGUGCACGGCGACACGCCACUCCACAUUGCCGCAAGAGAAGGCUACUUGGAAUGUGUUACCUUGUUUCUCUCGAGAGGUGCAGAUAUCGACACGAUUAACAGGGAGGGAGACACACCGCUCACCCUUGCGCGCCCCGACACGCCGGUAUGGGUUGCGCUCCAGAUCAACAGGAAGAUACGAAGGGGAAUAACCAAUCGCAUGCUUAGGACAGAAAGAAUUAUCUGCAGUGACAUUGCCCAGGGUUAUGAGAACGCACCCAUUCCAUGUGUAAACGCAGUCGAUGAUGAAGGCUGUCCUUCAGACUACAAAUACGUUUCAGAAAACUGUGAAACGUCAGCAAUGAACAUAGACCGUAACAUUACACAUUUACAGCACUGUGGAUGCACUGAUGACUGCUCCUCUAGUAACUGCCUCUGUGGACAGCUCAGCAUCCGCUGCUGGUAUGACAAGGAUCAGCGGUUGCUUCAAGAGUUUAAUAAGAUCGAACCGCCUCUAAUUUUCGAAUGCAACAUGGCCUGUUCUUGUCACCGUUCAUGCAAGAACAGGGUGGUACAGGCUGGCAUCAAAGUUCGCCUUCAACUCUACAGGACAGAGAAGAUGGGCUGGGGCGUUCGAGCGUUGCAAGACAUUCCCCAGGGAAGCUUCAUCUGCGAAUACGUGGGGGAGCUCAUCUCAGACGCAGAAGCAGACGUUAGAGAGGAUGACUCCUACCUUUUUGACCUGGACAAUAAGGACGGGGAGGUGUACUGCAUUGAUGCCCGUUACUACGGGAACAUCAGCCGCUUCAUCAACCACCUUUGUGACCCGAACCUCAUCCCCGUGCGUGUGUUCAUGCUGCACCAGGAUCUGAGAUUUCCACGCAUUGCCUUCUUCAGCUCCAGAGACAUCCUUAGCGGCCAGGAACUUGGGUUUGACUAUGGAGAUCGCUUUUGGGACAUUAAGAGCAAAUACUUUACCUGCCAGUGUGGCUCAGAGAAAUGCAAACACUCUGCAGAGGCCAUUGCUUUGGAGCAAAGCAGACUGGCUCGACUGGAGGCCAGUCCUGAGUCGGGAGCAGACUGCGGGUUGACCAUCCCCAUCAUUUAAUAGCAGAAAUAGGCAUUUGUUUAAUGUCCGGUGCUUUUUACUUUUUUCUGUGUCAGUUAUAUAUUUUCGCCACCAAACCACAGACUGAAUUGCAAUGUCAGCGAUCAUUUCCUUGAUGCUAAGACGAACAUGAAACAGUUGUCUUGAAAUGUCAUUAUUGUUGAAAUACUCUAUGCUCGUUGUUGGACAUUGUAUAUUUGACAAAACAGGUUUCAGCAUUAAUCUGCCAUUGUGUAACCCAUACUGCAUAUUUAGUGUUGGUGCCAAGAAACUGCUUUUUUAACCACUCUGGGAAGCCAGAAAUCCAAUUGAGUAGCAUGUAUUGGAGGCAUAGCAUACCCAUUUGUGUUUUUACAUCUGUCUUUUGUUGUUAUUUGUUUUUUAUACCUUUAUUUGAAAUAAUAAAUUUGAUGAACAUUUUUUCACAUUGAA